GCCGACGGUGCCGGCCCCGUCGCGCUGCCCCAUGUCGCUGCGCCCCGCUUCUCCAUCGCUCGGCUCAGCGUCGAGGUGCUGGUUGCGGCCGCGCUGCUGCCAGAGAUGGCGUCCGAUGCGCGGUUCGUCUCCCUCGCAGGCGCGAGUGGCGCGCGGUGCCAGGCCCGGGACGUUCUGCUCAGAAACGAGAUGGUCGUUGCACUGCUCAUCGCGCUCGUGGAUUUGCAUCAGCUGGCGCCGGGCCCCGUCUGGAUGCGCAGCGUCGAAGCGUUCGGUCCUGCUGCGCCGGUCAGCGUCGAGGCGCAGGUCGCGGACGCGCCGCUGCAAGACGCGUCGUUCGGCGUCCUGAUCACCGCCCUCGCGGGUGCGAGGCUGCCGUGGAUGGGCCCCGUCGCGCUUCUCAACGUCGCGGUGAUCCAAUUCGCAAUGCUACGCGGCAUUGAGGAGCUGGUCCGGGAUGUGCUGCUCAGAGACGCGAUGGUCGGUGCGCUGCUCGUCUCGCCCCUUGGUUCGAAGCAGCUGGCGCAGGGCCCCGUCUUGAUGCGCGGCAGCGAGAUGCUCGAUCCCGCCGCGCUGUUUAGUGUCGAGGCGCGGGUCGCCGAUGCGCCGAGAGUCGCGGUGCUCGUUGAACCGCUUGUCUAUCUCAUAGAAGUGAAGACGUUGAUGCCAAAUGCCGUCGCGCAGCUGACGACGCUCGAGUUCGUCGUGGUGCGCGGCGCCGCGAUGGUCCCGGACGCGCCGUUCGAUGACGCGACGCUUUUCGCGCUGCUCGUCUCGCCCGGAGAAAUGAAGCUGCUCAUGCUGUGA
This is a messenger RNA of Prorocentrum cordatum, 807 nucleotides long. NCBI's taxonomy places the organism in Eukaryota, Dinophyceae, Prorocentrales, Prorocentraceae. The record is from the annotation of a GenBank genome assembly.